UGGAAAAACAUAAAUGAAACACAAAAUCCCAAAGUGCAGUCAGGAAAAGUGUACUUUCUAUUGUAAUUAGAGUGAAAUCGGAGUAACCAAAAGGUUCAAGAAGUUGGAAGUGUUUAACGAAUAAAUUGAUCAGAAUGUCUAUUUGGAUGUAGGCUUCUGGGCAGCUGACUGGACUCGAUUGGAUUCGAUUCGAGCUGGGCGUUCGGAAGACAAGGUCCAAUGCUAAUAUCCCUAGAAAGCACAUCAACGGAAAGUACAGCUGCUAGAGAGAAUUGAAGGAGGAUCCACCGAUACACGUCGAUACAUACCUACCUACCUACAUAUAUACUCGUAUACGUCUCGAGUGGGGGAGACUCAGAGCCAUGGCGCCAUUUAAGCUGAAGUUCCGCAUGGGCAGCUCCCGGAGCACAUCGCAAGAGCACGACCCGGACCCGCAGGUGAACGAGGCCCUCUUGGGCAACCAGCAGCAUCAGCAGCAGCAGCAUCAGCAACAACAAGAGCUGCUCCAGCAACACGUGGUGGAGGCCAGCAGCAGCUCCAGCCUAGACCUGGCCGACUGCAAUGGCCUGGGUCCGAUGAGCAGCGAGCGAAAGCUCCUGUUGCCCCAGAAUAAGGCCCUGAACCUGAACAGCAACAGUAUGCGUUACCUCAACCAGAGCCGCACGCCAUGCAUCAACGAGUCGCUGACGGACACUGACGCCGACAUUUUGCCCACCACCCCACCGCCUUCCUACGAGCAUGUGCUAGAGGAGGACACGCGCUUGUCCCAGCAUCAGCGACAGGUAUCCCUGGACAGCGCCGCCACGCCCAACCAGAACAGUCGCAGGAGCUCGGUGAACAGCUCGCGGCACAGUGCGGCCCAUCUCAGCGCCGCCUUGGAGGAGCAGCUGGAGGGGGGGAACAGCAGCAGCAGCACCAGUAGCAGCCUGUGCAACGAUCCGGACUGCCAGCAGAACCAGCAGAAUCUCAACCAGAACUACUCGCAUUGUGGCGGCAGCAACAUCAGCAACAGCAACAACAACAACAACAACAACGAGGGGGAUCCGAUCGCCGAGGGAGUGUUCGAGCUGGAGCAGCAGAGCGACACGGAAUUCGACUGCCCGGAGGACGACCUCAACACGAUUAGCGUGAGCGAGUUUCUGCUGGAAACGGAAAUGGCGGCAUCCUCCCGGUGCCCGGAGAAGCUCUACGCCGGCGAGGAGGAUGGGGAUGAUGCAGAUGGCCAGUGCACGGACGACCAGUGUGCCCAGUGCAGCGAGGAGCGUGGAGCGCAGGGGGAGGAAGGGGCUCUCGACGGGGACGAGGCCAGCACCAGCAGUCAGGCAGCAGCAUUCUAUGACCCUCUUCUGAACCGCGGCAGCUACAACUACAACGAGGGUGGCAAUUCAAAUUCAAGGCCCGUCUCCAGCAAUAGCCAGCAGUGCCAGGAAGCCUGCUGUGUCGGCUCCGCCUCUGGUUCGGUGGCUUCCCGUUCCCGCAGCGGACGUCGCCAGCAGCAACUUCAGCAGCAGCAUCAGCAACCCAAUUGCCACACCAAUCUUCUCACACCGGAAAUGAUGAGCAACAAGACGAGCAAGGAGAUAUACAAGGAUCUAGCCAAGCAAUGGGGCAUCACAUGCAAAAUGUCCGAGAGCUGUCGGUGCAUGGACUGCCAGAGUAAUUAUUUCGACUGCGAUUACGAUGAUAACGAGCACCAUAAGACAGACGGCGGCUUGGGCGCCGGCACCCCCAUGUUCAUCAGCGAGGUAAUGCACGGCUCUGGAUGCACCAUUUUGUAGAGCGAGACCCGGAACCCAGUCCCUCUGGUGGGCUAUAGAUUUGCUGAACAGAUGUCCCAUUGUCUUAUAGAAUUAGUAAAACAUUAGUCGAAACGAAGCUUCACAAGCUUGUACGAGUAUGUGUAAAACGUUAUAAUACUCCUCCUAUUCUGUACACCCGUACAGAGACCCCGUUGGGAAAGAGAAGGAGCAGCUUCACUUAAUUUGCACUGAAUGUUUGCACACUUUUUUGCCAUACAAGUGCACUGAUAUGUAUAUGUUUGUUAUUCUAGAGUAUCAAGUAAAGUAAUUCAUAGAAUGGAAUGCCAAUUGGCCAGCCAGCGCAAGCGAAAGGGCCUUAAAAAGGUCAAUUGGGAAUGGAAUGUCCCUAAGAAAAGAAAGCGGCGAUAAGUACAUAUAUUUUUGGUGUCGAGUGUAGGACUUAUAGAUAUGUAAGCAAAGCCAAAAUUUUGGGCAACAUUUUGCAAACGAAUCGAAUCAAAUCGAAUCGAAGACGAACUAAUUAUAAUAUAGGCAUUAACCCACCUUGAAGAUGAAAAUAUGAAUAUCCCUGAGUGUGUUCUUUCCUUUAGGGUUCUUAUAUCCCUCGAAUGAAACGAUUGUGGAAGGCCUUGGCACUCGGCUCUCACUACUGCGGUAAAACUCGAGCUUAUCGUACCGAAAUUCCCCAAAACUUUGCUUUAUCUGUAGGGUUUAUAUGUAUUUUUGUACAUGCAUAGAAAACUAGAAGAAUUACUCUGAACAUGAUCCAACAAUAAGGUGUAGUUGGCCGGCAUUCCAGUGCCCUUGAAAAUGUAUACUCGUAUUCGUAGCUCUAUCUGGGCUUAUCCCCCACCCAACCCCUUGGAUUCCGCGAAUUGCUAAUUACUAACGAAAAUGAACAGCAGCCAAGCGAUAGAUUAAGCUAGUCGGCACUUUUGUGCUCUGUGGCGGGGAUACUGAUGCUCUGAUCCGAUCUCCUGAAAGUCUAUGCGAAACUAAGUUAACUUCAUCGACACGAUACGACGACACGAUAUGAAACGGCACAACGUUAAUUAUUUAUGUAUUAAUCCAAACGAUCUGAUAAACGUAAUCUGAAGGUAAAAUAGUACUCGUAUUGUCCCAAUCUAGAAUCUUUGAAUGAUCAAUAUAUAGUAUGAUACGUGUUUAAUCUUACGCUACAAAUAGUGUUCCGCGAUGAAGGGGGUUUCAUUCGUAAACGAAGCAGAUAAAAGCCAAAAUUGGUAGAAGAAAUGAAACAAAGAUAACAAAUAGUAAAGGUACCAUAAUCGAUAGUAAAAGCAAAAACUGACUAAGUCUGUUAGCUAUUAGAGAGUGUUAGAGUAUUAAAUGGUUAUGAAUAUUAAACAAACCAAACUAAAACUAAAAAACUACAGAAAUGUUGAAAAAAUACAUCAUAUAUUCCAAUUAAAUUUGUAAUUAAAUCACACAAGAAGCAAACCAAACGAACCGAACUGGCCUGGUCAAUGUUAGUUCAAUUAAAAAAGGAUCGUAGGAAUUGUAACAAUUGUAUUUCGGAUGUUACGCUUGAGCUUUGGUACUCGUACGACAAGGAAAUCAUAGGAAGCAUAGCAUACAUAAUACAGAAUAUAUGUAUAUUAAACACCCAA
Molecule: messenger RNA, 3388 nt
Organism: Drosophila persimilis
Lineage: Eukaryota; Metazoa; Arthropoda; Insecta; Diptera; Drosophilidae
Product: protein kinase 4
Exons: 6
Coding region: 363-1778 (471 amino acids)
Source: RefSeq, a predicted model, not a curated record